AAGAGGGAUAUUUGUAAGUCAAUCACCGAGUGGCAAGUAAAGAUCUGUUUGGGGGCCUUUUACUUUUAAGUGCCAUCGUUUCAUUAGUAUUUUGCAAACUCUAUAACACCUUUAGCAAGCUCCAUGUGUUUCCUUUUUAGCACGAAGCAGAGGAAACUGGGGAAGAACCAGAAAAGAGGAAUGCAAUAUAGUUUGCUAGUUCAAGUGGCACCGUUCAUUGUGUUGUUAUGGUGUUUAAGCACAACAGCGUCGGGAACAGAAGCACCGACGGCAAAGCCUAACUGUUCAAGAGAUUGCGGAGGUGUUAGCAUACCAUACCCUUUCGGGAUCGGACCUAACAGAGAUUGUUACUUUGAUGAAGGGUUUGAAAUAAGCUGUAACAAGACAACCGGGUACGCGCCUGUCUUAAGACAAACCAGCCUUGAGGUACUGAAUAUUUCUAUUGCCGAUGGCACAAUUCAGGUCAAAAACCCUGUCGCUUUCUUCUGUGGUGGGAAGAGCGGUCGUCAACCGGCUAAUUUGACGGGAACCCCUUUUGUAUACUCCGAGAGACACAAUAGAUUCACUGCAGUGAGUUGUGGCUACCUUGCGAUGGUGGGCUCAGAUGAGUAUCUUGUUGGUGGGUGCAGGUCAAUUUGUGAGGGGACUAGUAUAAACUAUGGUAACUGUGAGGUUGGUAUAAAUUGUUGCCAGACUACCAUUCCACCGCAUCUCAGUGCUAUCAGUACGGACAUAAUAAAAGAUAAUAGAGGAAGAGGAGAUGAUUGUAAUAAUGCUUAUGCAUUCCUUGUCGACAAAAACUGGUUUAGGAGCAUUGCAAGUGUUUCCAAUUUCAGUGUCAAUGGGGAUACAGAGAACGUUCCAGUGGUUCUACGGUGGAGCUUAAACUAUGACAAUACUUCUGCCAAAUUAUUUCACAGAUUCAUCGGUAGAAAUGAGUCAAGGGCAGACGAUGAUCCAAUGCCCUGUUGCACAAUUCUAAAUGCCACUUCCUUGUACAACCGGUCAAGGCUUCUAUGCUCUUGCCCUCCGGGUUUCGAAGGAAACCCCUAUCUUGGCCACCCUUGUUACGACAUUGAUGAAUGCACAGAUCAGAAAAUAUGUCGGAAUGGAGGAGCCUCAUAUUGUAUAAACUAUCCCGGGGGUUACGCAUGCUACAUCGUGGGUGAAAAGACAAGGGUCAAGCCGAUCCUUGUAGGUCUUGGUGCGGGCGUGGGACUAUUGUUACUGCUUAUCAGCGCGUGGUGGAUACACAAGGUCCUGAAGAAAAGGAAGAACAUAAAACGCAAGCAAAUUUUCUUCAAACGAAAUGGUGGUUUAUUAUUAGAGCAACAAUUAUCUUCAGGUGAAGUUAAUGUGGAGAAAAUCAAGUUGUUCAAGUCGAAGGAGUUGGAGAAGUCUACCGACAAUUUCAACGUCGAUAGAAUUCUUGGGCAUGGAGGCCAAGGUACUGUGUACAAAGGCAUGUUGGCUGAUGGUAAAAUUGUUGCUGUAAAAAAGUCCACAAUUAUUGAUGAAAGCCAACUUUCAGAUUUCAUCAAUGAGGUUGUAAUUCUUUCACAAAUCAACCACAGACAUGUUGUUCAACUAUUGGGUUGCUGCUUGGAGACUGAAGUUCCGCUUUUGGUUUAUGAAUUUAUUCCGAAUGGAACACUUUCCCAGUAUAUCCAUGAGCAGAAUGAGGAGUUUCCACUUACAUGGGAAAUUCGCUUACGAAUUGCCACAGAAAUUGCAGGAGCCCUUUUCUAUUUACACGCCUCAGCUGCCUUUCCCAUUUAUCACAGGGACAUCAAGUCUACCAACAUACUCUUGGAUGCAAAAUACAGAGCGAAAGUUGCCGAUUUUGGAACUUCAAGAUCAGUUGCCAUUGACCAAACUCACCUUACCACACUUGUACAUGGCACAUUUGGAUACUUGGACCCGGAAUACUUCCAGUCAAGCCAAUUUACGGAUAAAAGUGAUGUGUAUAGCUUUGGAGUGGUCCUUGUUGAGCUAUUAACAGGACAAAAACCAAUUUCUUCUAACCGGUCACAAGAACAAGGCAGAAGUCUUGCUAAAUACUUCAUUAUUUCGAUGCAGGAAGAUCGUCUGUUCGACAUUCUUGAUGCUCAAGUUGUGAAGGGAGGGUCUAAAGCAGAUAUCGCAAUAGUUGCUAACCUUGCAAGGAGGUGCUUGAAUUUAAGCGGACGAAAACGCCCUACAAUGAGAGAGGUCAUGGCAGAACUGGAAGGAGUUCAAAUGGCAGAAAAGGCUACUUCUCACGGUGGAAAGAAUUACGAAGAGGUUGAAUAUCUGAGGACUGAAUCAGUUGAGCCAUGGGAUGUUAUUUCAAGCUCAACUGACACAGGGCCUGCUGUGGAUGGUGGUGCUUCAUCACGAAUGCAUGAAAUCCCUCUCUUACCUUUCAAGUCACUGUGAACAAUAAUUCUAUAUUUCUAAAUUUUAAAUAUUGUAAUGAAUGUUCCAGUUUCAUAUAUUUAGGUUUUUCAUUUUUUUCUUGAAACUCUUCUGUCAGAGUGAAUGAGACUACAGUUUGAAC
This is a messenger RNA of Malus domestica (apple), 2539 nucleotides long. RefSeq names its product wall-associated receptor kinase-like 1. Gene Ontology annotation, biological process: protein phosphorylation; cell surface receptor signaling pathway. Gene Ontology annotation, cellular component: plasma membrane. The record is from RefSeq and is a predicted model, not a curated record. Gene Ontology annotation, molecular function: ATP binding; polysaccharide binding; calcium ion binding. NCBI's taxonomy places the organism in Eukaryota, Viridiplantae, Streptophyta, Magnoliopsida, Rosales, Rosaceae.